Messenger RNA from Sphaerodactylus townsendi, 1734 nucleotides. RefSeq names its product eukaryotic translation initiation factor 4A3 (gene EIF4A3). The record is from RefSeq and is a predicted model, not a curated record. Gene Ontology annotation, molecular function: RNA helicase activity; mRNA binding; ATP binding. Bases 93 to 1325 code for a protein of 410 amino acids. NCBI's taxonomy places the organism in Eukaryota, Metazoa, Chordata, Lepidosauria, Squamata, Sphaerodactylidae. The transcript has 12 exons. Gene Ontology annotation, cellular component: nucleolus; catalytic step 2 spliceosome.
CCCAGCACGCUUGCGCGAGGAAGUCUUUCCGGGCGAGGGGGAAGUUGAGCGGUCCAGGGGCAAAGGCGAAACUUCGGGGCCAGCUUAGCAGGAUGUCGGGGGCUACGGGCGGCGCGACGGGUUCGGCCCGAAAACGGCUCCUAAAGGAGGAGGACAUGACAAAGGUGGAGUUCGAGACGAGCGAAGAGGUGGACGUCACCCCUACCUUCGACACGAUGGGCCUGCGUGAGGACCUGCUGCGCGGCAUUUACGCGUACGGUUUUGAGAAGCCUUCAGCUAUCCAACAAAGAGCAAUCAAACAAAUCAUAAAAGGGAGAGAUGUGAUUGCACAAUCACAGUCUGGAACAGGCAAAACAGCAACAUUUUCCAUCUCUGUUCUACAGUGUCUGGACAUCCAGGUUCGUGAAACCCAAGCGUUGAUUCUGGCACCUACUAGGGAAUUGGCAGUACAAAUUCAGAAGGGACUUCUUGCUCUUGGUGACUACAUGAACGUCCAGUGUCAUGCCUGUAUUGGAGGAACCAAUGUUGGUGAGGACAUCCGAAAGCUGGAUUAUGGACAGCAUGUUGUGGCUGGCACACCAGGGCGUGUAUUUGAUAUGAUUCGUCGUAGAAGUCUAAGGACUCGUGCUAUCAAAAUGUUAGUGUUGGAUGAAGCUGAUGAGAUGCUGAAUAAAGGGUUUAAAGAACAGAUCUAUGAUGUGUACAGAUACCUUCCUCCAGCAACUCAGGUGGUUCUGAUCAGUGCCACUUUGCCACAUGAGAUCUUGGAGAUGACAAACAAAUUCAUGACUGACCCCAUCCGCAUCUUGGUGAAACGUGAUGAGUUGACUCUUGAAGGGAUCAAACAGUUUUUUGUGGCUGUAGAGAGAGAAGAAUGGAAAUUUGAUACUUUGUGCGACCUGUAUGACACUCUCACCAUCACGCAGGCUGUCAUCUUCUGUAAUACCAAAAGGAAGGUGGACUGGCUAACUGAAAAGAUGAGAGAAGCUAACUUCACUGUUUCAUCAAUGCAUGGUGACAUGCCUCAGAAGGAGAGGGAAUCCAUUAUGAAAGAAUUCAGAUCAGGGGCUAGCCGAGUCCUUAUUUCUACAGAUGUUUGGGCCAGAGGCUUGGAUGUACCUCAGGUGUCUCUAAUUAUUAACUAUGAUCUACCAAACAACAGAGAAUUGUAUAUACACAGGAUUGGUAGAUCGGGUCGCUAUGGUCGGAAAGGUGUCGCCAUCAACUUUGUAAAGAACGAUGACAUUCGUAUUCUGCGAGACAUUGAACAGUACUAUUCGACCCAGAUUGAUGAAAUGCCCAUGAAUGUUGCUGAUCUUAUUUGAAGGACUGAAGACAAGCAGAAGAAAGAAGCUGCUCUUAUUAACGAUGUGUUAGUCUGCAGUUCGAGAGGGCUGCUUCUGACUCUGCUUUUCACUGAUACUCAUCUUAAUGACCUACCAAUGUAAUGCAAAUAGACACACCUCUGCUUCAGUGCUGAAGAUGCAGUGAGGGAAAGAUGCAAGUCUGUACUACUGAUGGUGCAGGUCAGGCACUGAAAGGUCCAUGUUGGUGAAAAGUAAUGUUGGAACCAGCCAGCAUCCUUGGUGUCUUUUUUUAUUUUGAUUUUUUAGACUGUCAUGUUGCAAGUUGUCUUCUUUUUUGAUGGAACCUGCUAGUAGCAUCUUUGUAUAGUGGAUACUCACUGUCAUCUCACCUGCUACUUUUUUCCUGAUUAAACAGUGUUUUCAUAUA